Scheffersomyces stipitis CBS 6054 is the source of this 2156-nucleotide messenger RNA. RefSeq names its product DNA damage-responsive RNA polymerase-degradation factor (gene DEF1). Gene Ontology annotation, molecular function: ubiquitin binding. Lineage: Eukaryota; Fungi; Ascomycota; Pichiomycetes; Serinales; Debaryomycetaceae. The record is from RefSeq and is a predicted model, not a curated record. Bases 232 to 2103 code for a protein of 623 amino acids. The transcript is spliced from 4 exons.
ACUAUCAGUCGACGUGAUUCCUUAACUUUAUCCUCUCGUAUAUAGACCUCGUACCUGCAUCCGAUCCGUGUGUAUUGCCUCGUCGUAUAAAUAGCAGCCAGACUCUGUAUCGAGAAGCCAGUGAAAAAUUCGUCCAUUACCAGCAGAACGUCUCUGAAAGCUGUUUCUCCCUGAAAAACCAAUCCAGGAAACACUUUCACCACUCAUAUCUACCACAUCCACAGUCAAGCCAUGUCUUCACAGCAGCGAAAAACGUAUAAGAACCAUCUGAAGCGAUUCAACAAUGGCGCAUCAAAUUCAGCAGAGUUGGCUUCGUUGGCCGAGAUGUUUGCCGACUGGGACGCCGAUGAGUUGGCUGGCCUUCUAGCCGAAAACAACAAUGACGUCGAGGUAGUGAUUGAUCUUAUCAUUAACGGCAAGGUCGCCAAAUGGGAACCUAUCAAGAAGGAAAAGAAAGUUUUCAAGAAGGAUGUCUCCAGUUCCAGCGACGAACCCGCAUCUUCCCACACCGCUACCAGCAUAGCAUCCACUAACUCAGGCAACGCUAACGACCACCACAAGUACAAGUUCAAGGACGGCAAGAAGUUCCCUAAGGAUAGUCAAAAGGGCAAGAAACCUUUUUCACAUAAAAAUUCUGUAGCUUCUUCCAGCGCUAUUGCUGGGUCCAACUCUGGUUCUACAUCCAACGCUCCCUCGAACUCGUGGGCUGCGGCUUUAUCAUCAGACAAGCCCAAACCAAAGCAUGUGGCUAAGGAACAGAUACAACAUCCAGAACCAGAAACGCAAGAUCAAGAGCCCGUAGUUGUAGAAGAAACCGAAGAAGAACAACCCGAAGAACCUGUUGCUGAAGUAGAAGAAGAACCGGUAGUAGCUGAGUCAAAGCCUGUGUUGAAGACGGCUUCUAUUCCAGAACCAAAGCAGGGAUCUUGGGUGUCUGCCAUUGCUCCAAAGCCAAAGGUCAAGCCUGCCAAGGCUGUCAGUGCUCCUAUUCCUGCCAAGGAGGAACCAGUAGUUGCUAUAGAAACUCCAGUAGAACAAGUUCCUGCUACCGCUCCAGUGGAAGCUCUUGCAGAAGAAGUAGCCGUAGAACAAUCAUAUGUUAUUUUGCCUGCUGCCAGUCAACAGAUCAACUCCGUAGGUGUUUCUUUCGGCUCGUUAUCAUUGGGUGACGACGAACAAGAACAAGAACAGCCUAAAGAAGAAGUAGCCCAAACACAGGAACCUAUCCAACAGCAACAACAGCAACAACAACAGCAACAACAGCGUUAUGGUUUAUACAAUCAAAACCAACAAAACCAAAACCCAAACCAAGCUCGCUACAACAACCAAAACCCAAACUCGUAUGCUCAACAAACCAAACAGUCGCAAUCUUCUUACGACUACUACAACCAAUACCAACAACAACAAUAUCCACAACAAGCUGCUCAAACUUUGCCCGGUGCUCAGUUUGCUGGAUACCCUGGUGUUGACUACUCUGCAUACAACAACCAGGCAGCCUAUGGAGUCUCAUCUCCAGCUGCUUCUAAUGCUACUACUGCUGCUUCGGCCUAUGGCCAAUACUCAGCUGGUCAACCUGCUUCGCAACCCGCUCCAGGCGCUGCCCAGGACUCUACUCAAUCGCCAGUAGUUAACCCUAACACUUUGCAACAGGUACAGCAGCAGAUCCCAACUCCCUUCGGCUACCCUUACUACUACAACUAUUACAACACACCUUUCUACGGUUCCGGUGCCGGUUUGGGACAGGGCAAUUUUGCUGGUCAACAGGUAAGUGGAACUGCAAGUGGCAGCAGUGCUACCAAUUCUGCCAACACCUCGUCUGUCGGCGGUAACGGCUUCAACUCUGCUCCAUCGCAGUACUACGCCCAGCCCAACCAGUACAACAACAGGUACCCAGGCUACAGCUACCCUCCACAGCAGCAACAGCAGGGACAGAGCCAGCAGAAUGGCUCUUCGGGUAGUGAAGUUGCCAACGGCCAACAACCACAACAAGGCCAGCCUUCUAACCCAUUGCCCCAACAGCCUAUCAUUCCACAAUACGGUGGGUACCAACAAUAUCCCCAAUACGGAUAUCAAGACAACGCCCAGUACCGUGGCUGGUACUAGGUGAUUGACGUUUGGGGUCGUAUUGUUCAGUAGUUAUUUGUGUACCAAAAUAU